Molecule: messenger RNA, 982 nt
Organism: Microcebus murinus (gray mouse lemur)
Lineage: Eukaryota; Metazoa; Chordata; Mammalia; Primates; Cheirogaleidae
Source: RefSeq, a predicted model, not a curated record
UGAGCUCAAGUGAUCCUCUUGCCUCGGCCUCCCAGAGUGCUAGGAUUGCAGGCGUGAGCCACCGCCCCCGGCCUAGAGCACAUUUUUAAUGAACCUUGAUUUCAGUCUUCAAAUGUUUGCAUGCCUUGGUGAAGUCACAGGGAAAACGAAACUCAGAGGUCAUUUAAGGCGGGACACACAGGCAGCAGCGCAAGAGACAUCAUUGUGCUGGAAGGAUGGCCUUGGCCAGACCAAAACUCGGAGACCUGAUUGAGAUUUUUCGCUUUGGCUAUGAGCACUGGGCCAUCUACGUGGGAGAUGGCUAUGUGGUCCACCUGGCUCCCCCAAGUGAAAUUGCUGGAGUUGGUGCGGCCAGUGUCCUGUCCGCCCUGGCCGACAAAGCCAAAGUGAAGAAGGAACUGCUGUCCGUGGUGGCCGGGGGAGACAGGUACCGGGUGAAUAACAAACACGAUGACAAGUAUCCGCCACUGCCUUCCAACAAAAUCGUCCGGCGGGCGGAAGAGGCGGUGGGGAAGGAGUUGCGCUAUUCGCUGACCGGAGAUAACUGCGAGCACUUUGUGAACGAGCUGCGCUACGGGGUGUCCCGCAGCGACCAGGUGCGUGCUCAGCCGGGGGCCCUUCCCCAGGAACCCACAGUCCCCUCAGCCGACUGCGGCUGGGCAUCAGUGUGGGUGGAGACAGAGGCAGGAACAGGCAAAAAAGCAGAGACAGAAUUCCUGCCUGGAGGACGCUGCCGUGGGGGUGGGACGAGGGCGGGGGACAGACAGCAGGUGGGCAGCGCAGAUCCGCGCAGUCGGGGCGGUGGCCAACGGAGGGGCCUCGGCCCUGAGGGUCGCCCUGCUGCCGAGCCCUCCCUGGCCCCCGCCCCGAGGUGGCCCCUGACAGCCCUAGAGGUAGAUUUUAUGAUCCCCACCUUACACAUAGGGAAACUGAGGCUCACAGAGCUUAAGUAACUUGUUCAAACUCAUUCAGCUGCUACCAU